UUGUCAGGAGCACGUUAAACUUGAACAAAGACGCCUGCAGGUGUUUUUUAUUUACUAGGAGAUUUGAUAACUUUUUAGUGUGUUCAAGUUUGGCUUUCCUGCAGAGGAAGUUGAAGUGUUGCUUUGUGAACUCUGCACAUACACUCUGAAAAUAAUAUCUAUUUAUUUGUUUACUGUGAAUGUGUCCUUAUUCUAAUAUUAUCUAAACCCAACAUGUUAGUACUCACAGGACAUUAGGUUCGUUCGAGCUUUUAUAGAAAGUCAUCUUACUUGUGUUUUAUCAGUAGAAGGCAAACUUAAUGAGCAUAGAAAACAUCCUGAAUUGGAACCCUUCACAAACUAUCAGUACUGGUUCAAAAAACUACUGCUAUUGAGUUUAGGAUUGACUGCAGCAUAUGAAUGAAUACUUUAACUGAAUGACAAGAAAGAUAAAGAUAACUACAGAGAAAAGAAGUGUGACAGAUUUCACAUGUAUUUUCCAGUCUCCAUCGAGAGGCCUCUCUACCAAUAACCAACACAAUAUAUUGAUUUAAGUGUUUCAAAGAUUCAAAAACCCUUAUUAACAUUGUGUUAUUCGUUUUCAAAGUCACCACAGCUCGAUAUCAGGAAUGUGAGCGUCAGUAUUAUUAUUUUUUAAAUUUAAAUUGGCUAUUACAAGUAGAUUUAUAGAAAAUUAAAAGAUGUUUGCAUGCGGUCUUUUUAGUAACUAGGAUUUUAAGGAUGUGGCAGUGGCUCAAUCUGUAGGGACUUGAUCUUGGAACCGAAGGGUCGCCGGGUCACGCCCCAAUCGGACCACACAAAUAAAUAAAAAUGGAGCGAGCUGGUAGGUGGAGAGGUGCCAGUUCACCUCCUAGGCCCUAUGGCACCUAACCUCGAAACUGCGUAAACUGGCAGCCUCUCUGCUCUGCCACCUCUCCUAGAUUUUAGGGUGAACUCUACUGCUCUACCAAGCACCUCUCAACCCCAGCCUCAACCUCCACUCACCACUCCAACACUCACCUCAAACCCACCAAUGCCUUCAACAUAUUCAACUAGUAUAUCUGCCACUACUACUCCUCCUACAAUCACCUCACCCUCACCCUCACCCACCAACGCAUUAGACUUGCUGACAAGCACCUCUCAACCCCAGACUCAACCUCCAAUCACCACGUCCAACACAUCAGUGACUACUAACGCCAAAGCCGAAGCUCAAGCCCCUCCACCUCUGGAGUGUUCUUACACGGUCACAACCAGCAAGUCUGGCUUCAACAUUACCAUGAAUGGGAACUUUACGACUGGCGACUACACCAUCAACAUCAAAGAAACGGGCCGACCAGAUACUGGACACAACGAUCCUGUUCAGUUCUCCAAUGAAAGCUUAACACAUGAAAUCAAACACCUGAAGCCCUGCACUGAGUAUGAGCAUGAUGUGGCAUUUAAUGAUGCUGCUGGCAAAAAAACACCCUGCACCACGCAAACAAAUACAACUGAGACAAACGAAUGGAAAGAAGGUGAUAUUAAAGAAGGCAGCUGCAUGCCUGGAUAUGUUUGUUACCGUAGUGACUGGGACAUCAGCUCUUCACUAUCAAAGUCACAUAAUAUAAUAAUUUCAGCUGAAACGUGCAAAAGUGACAAAAAUGGGAUCUGUUUCAAACCUCGUUACAUUGACAUUUGCACCGAUUUGACUACGACGUUCACUUCAGGAAACUAACGCCUUGAGCCUCACCAGAAGCAUCACUGCUAAUUUCUUAAAUCCAAGUGAAAUAAAUCAAACAAGUCCAACUAAACUUCCUGCAGAAAUAAAAACAGAUUUGCCUCCAAACUGCACGAAUCUCCACAUCACUUACAGCUGUCAGGAAGUUGGAAAACCCAAUGAGCUGAAGAAUCUUACUGUCCUGGAGCCCUACACAGACUACAACUGCACCGGUCAGAUCAUGGAGAACUAUGUCAACAUAAAAAACACAACUGCUAUCGAGUUCAGGAUUGACUGUG
Molecule: messenger RNA, 1971 nt
Organism: Gymnodraco acuticeps
Lineage: Eukaryota; Metazoa; Chordata; Actinopteri; Perciformes; Bathydraconidae
Exons: 7
Coding region: 1013-1690 (225 amino acids)
Molecular function (GO): protein binding
Source: RefSeq, a predicted model, not a curated record